Messenger RNA from Anolis sagrei ordinatus, 4116 nucleotides. It is a transcript of the gene ACOT9, whose product is annotated as acyl-CoA thioesterase 9. Lineage: Eukaryota; Metazoa; Chordata; Lepidosauria; Squamata; Anolidae. Gene Ontology annotation, cellular component: mitochondrion. Gene Ontology annotation, molecular function: fatty acyl-CoA hydrolase activity. Gene Ontology annotation, biological process: acyl-CoA metabolic process. The record is from RefSeq and is a predicted model, not a curated record.
AAGGAAGGAAGGAAAGAAAUGAAGAAAGGGAAGGGGGAGGGGGAGGAAAAGGAAAGAAGGAAGAGAAAGAAAGAAAGAAAAUAAAGGCAUUCUUUAGCAUCAAGGAAACGGGAAUCACCCCUCUGUGUGAAAUGGACCAGCCUGGGCACCGUUCGAAGAGGCCAGCAUUGGGAGGAACUACUUUGCAGAGAGGGGUGUUCCAUAACACAGAAGCCAACAGUCUAGCGGUCCCACUGCUGAAGCAGCCCAGCCUGCAGGCCAAGUUCCUCUCCGAGGUGUGGCUCUUGGCAGGCGGCGAGAAGUAGCCCGGCUGAAACUGGAAGGGAAGCUGGUCGGUUUCCAAACGGGUUUCUCCGGGAAGAGGAAGGUGCCCUGAAGCUCCAGCACCGAACAGAAUGCUGUCCCGCAGUGUAUUUUCACUAAGCAAGGCCUGUCCUCUCCUGGCUAGGAAUCUGACAUCAUCCACCAGUGGCUUUCAGACUACAAUGGAGGAAGGACAGUUACCAAUUCAUGUGAAUAAUGUGCGAAAUAAAUUGAGAGAGAUAGUAGGAGCAUCUACUAACUGGAGAGACCACGUACAAGCAAUGAAUGAACGAAAAGCUUUAAAUACACUCCUUGCUAAAAGCCAGGCUGAGUUGCCGCCAAGGAAGAUGAGUGACAGCUAUAUAGAAGUUAUCCUACCUUUGGGAAGCCAGCCUGAAAUAAGAGAGAAAUACCUUAAUGUGCACAAUACAGUCAGGUUUGGCCGAAUUCUUGAAGAUCUCGAUAGCUUAGGAGUUCUUAUUUGUUAUACCCACACAAAACAUGACGUUGCUCAAAGAUCCCCUCUGUCUAUUGUUACAGCAUUGGUGGAUAAAAUUGGUUUAUGGGAGCAACACAUUCAUCCAGAUCGUGAUAUCAAAUUCAUUGGAAAUGUUUCAUGGGUAGGGAGGACCUCAAUGGAAGUGAAAAUGCACAUGCUUCAGUUAAAUGAUGGUAUCUAUGGCCCUGUGUUAGAUGCAACAUUUGUCAUGGUGGCUCGUGAUCCAGAAAACAAAAGGCCAGCAUUUGUGAACCCAUUGAUUCUUGAGACUCCAGAAGAGGAAAAAAUCUUCAGUGAAGGAGAAUUGAACAAGACAAGAAGAGUUGAUUCUAGUAGAGCUUCCUUGCUAAAAAUGGCUCCUACUGCCGAAGAAAGAAAUAUUAUUCACCACUUGUUUCUUAAUACACUGGACACAAGGACUGUGAGUUUCCGGAGCCGUGUGUUGCCACCCAACUCUACUUGGAUGCAAGACACAUCAUUAAAGAGUUUGGAGAUCUGCCAUCCCGAGAAACGCAACAUUUUCAACAGAAUUUUUGGAGGAUUUCUCAUGAGGAAGGCAUAUGAAUUGGGAUGGGCUUGUGCCUACAACUUUGCAAACUCCAGACCUUACGUUGUAGCUGUAGAUGAUAUUAUGUUUCAAAAGCCAGUUGAGGUUGGAUCCUUAUUGCUGCUUUCUUCCCAGGUAUGCUAUACCGAAAAUAAUUACACUCAAGUUCGGGUGCAUAGUGAAGUUUACGAUCCGGAUUCCAGAGUGCAUCAUACAACCAAUGUCUUUCAUUUCACAUUUAUGUUAGAAAUGGAUAUACCAGAUAUUGUCCCCAAGACAUAUGGUGAAUCCAUGUUGUAUUUGGAUGGGAAACGGCAUUUUGAGUCAGCUAUGAAAGAAAACAAGGCAUAGUUAUCAACACAAUAGAGUACAGCAAAUUUAUCAUUUUCAGGAUUGUCUUGGAAGUUUCAAGAGCUUACUUAUCAGAAGAACAUGGGGCAGAAUAUCUGAAAACAUGCAUCAUGAAUGCAAAAAUACUACAAAGCAUUUCAUUUUCUACAUUGAUAUUCUGUUUUAUUGCUAUUUAUAUAAAUAAGUUUAUGCUGAUUUUGAUCAUUUUUUAUGCAAGGAGGGAGGGUUUGUAUCAUGUCUAUCAAAGUUGCCAAAAAAGUGAACAAAGUUUUGAUGAGGGGAAAUAGGGAGUAAUAUGGAAUCCUGCUUUAAAGUUUUUUUUUCUUUUUGACCCAUUAGUACUGAUUCAUAUACACUUACAUUCUUUAACACGAUUGGAUUAUUAAACUGGCUUAUAUUUAGCUACAUCAGCUGUAAACAUGAUGUCACUUGCAUUAUGGAAAAGGCACUUCAUGUUUCAAAAGCCAAUUGAGGUUGGAAUCCUUAUUGCUGUUCUUCUCAGAUAACAAAUUUAUUUUAUUAAACAAUUUUGAGACAGCACAUUUAUAUAAAUAAUUGAGCUUACUUCGAUAUGGAGAAGUGCCUCAUCAGACCUUAAUUUGGCCAGCGUGGCCCAAAUAUCACUCAUGAAGUAAUAAUUCUGAGUGGAAAACAUAAAAUUCUUAAGAGUCAAGGCUUGACAAAUUAGUCGGUAUGUAUUUGUAGAAAUCACCCCUCCUAUAAUUGUUUUUAUAACUAUUAAAUGGCUUUACAAUAUGGCCUUAUUUAAGCUGCUGACCGCCCUUCAGAACAAAUCAUGAACCAUGGAGAGUUGGAAAAUAAUAACGGAUGAGUAUUGAUUGUAUUCCAUUCAAGAGACAGUUUUCCAAAAAAUCUAUCGUUGGUCACAACUGCCAUAGGAUGCUGCUUUGAACUUGGUUAAAUUUUAUCAAGGGUUCACCAUGAAUCCAGCCUAGGAUCCAUUCUCACAGAUGCUGAAAUGUUUUCAUAAAUAGGUAUUCUUUAAUAUAUAUAUUUUAAAAAAUUUGUCUAACUGAAGUUAUAUAUUGAUUUUUAAAAUGACACCAGGUACAGAAAUAUAUGCUAAGUUUAUUGAUGUCCUGUUUCUUACUAUUGUGUUCAUAGGAUUGAUGUGCUCAAGAAGGCAGUUUUCAGGUCCAAUUAACCUUUGGCAGUGUCCUGAGGUUCCCUGAAAACAUGGCAGGUUUUUUAAAUUAUUAAAGAUAGACAAGGAAUAUUGAAAGCUCAUCCGGCCAGUUUUGAUCUUCAAUGCAGCGUGAAGUUGCAAAGUACUGAUUGUAUUCUAAACUAAGUUCACAAAUCAGCCAUUAAAUGCAAUAGAGAAUAAGCAUGUCAGAUCUAAAACACAUGCAUUUUGCAGCGUAUAAGGUUCCUAAUUAAAUCACAGGUAUCUCUAGUUUUGUGCAUCUUAGAUGUUGGGUAAAGAUAUUUCUACAAAUUGUCAAUUCCCAGGAAAUUGCCUGGUAGACAAACAGAAAUUAGUGCUUGGGAUUAGGAAAAAAAUACCAAUGGUUUAACCUAUGAUAGCAUAAUAUAUUCUGGUGCAGGAAUGCAAUCCUCUUUCUUUUCAUACAGCGGGAAAAUAUUUCUGGUGAAGGACAAGAGUGUAAACAAACCUGUUAUUAUUUUCAGUAAUGUCUGUUAACUGCUUCCUAUAUUUUUCCGACAUCUAAUCUGCUUUAACUGCAUGUGAUGUUCGUUCUAUUGAGAAAAUGUUUAGAUGUUCAAGCCACUUUAGGCAGGAUGUUAAAUUUAAACUAAUACAGUAAGGUGAAAACACUAGGUCUUCACUGUUUUUCAGACUCUGCACAAGACAAAUGGAGUGCCUUUUUAACAGGUGGCCUUUUAAUGCUGAGCUUACCAUGAGAGUUCUCCCAAAUGAAGCAAAAGUAAAGUUUUGGUUUAUUGAAGAUGAAUUACAUUUAUUAAUUGUACUUCAUCUCAUCUCAUCUUUAAUUACUUAUUAAUCGCCCUCCAUCCGAGAUAUACUUCAGAUACCUUGAUUCUGUGGUCGAAUUAUUUACCACAAGGAUGCUUUUACCAGUGUUCUGCUGCUGGACAUUGUUGGGUCAUAUUCUCGAGCAACACUUUCUUCUGUAAUUAGACACAAUCAGUACCCAGACAGACUGUAUCAGCUACUACUGAAUAUUCUAUUCCUAUUUGAGACAGAACAUUUGGUUUUCUGCAGAAGUUCCUUUUCGGCAAGACAAAAGAAAAUGCCCAUUACUGUUUUUCUGGAGAUAAGGCCUCUCAGUCAUAUCCACCCUGACUUGUUCCUGUGUUUUUUGAAUUCUAAGAUAUGCUCCCUGCCCCCUCUAUAUAAACAUCUCUAAAAAUGGCUGCAUCUUUGAAUCAUGGUGCCUUUUUCUAUAUAAAUAAAGCAUUUUUCUUGAAA